Messenger RNA from Rubroshorea leprosula, 1196 nucleotides. NCBI's taxonomy places the organism in Eukaryota, Viridiplantae, Streptophyta, Magnoliopsida, Malvales, Dipterocarpaceae. The record is from the annotation of a GenBank genome assembly.
GCUCAUUCUAUAGUUGAUUUAAAUCUUUCAGUGAAUUGAGAUUUGUUUAGUAAUAGGAUCAAUGUCAACACCAAGGGAUUUUACUGGUAAUUUUAUAUUUCUGUUCAAUCAGCUUGCAAUGAUGAUGCAUGAUGACUGUUCAGAGGAUUCAAGAAUGUUUAAUGUUGACAUUCUGCUUCUUGCAAUGAUGAUAAUUGAUGUGAUGAUUGUCAAACGGGUUGUGGAGAAGUUUGUUCAAAAGUUGCUGCAUUUUAAAGAGAAUGAUGAUUCCUGAUGACAGCCAACAAAAAAGACAAUGAUGCCUGAUAAGUUAGGAGUUUCCAAUAAGACAUCUGCUGGAGGAUUCUUUUGAAUGUUAUACUUUUCUGUAUCCAAUUUAUCCAAUUUCAUCUUACUUUAGCUGAAGGAACUAAAAGUAGAAUGGACCAUGUAUUUCUGAUUAGUAUCACAAGCCAGCUUAGCUAUUUUUCUCUACAACCAGGAAUUAAGUUAAGCAGUGCUUAGUUUUAUGUUAUAUCACAGUCGUAAUUGUGGGUUCUUUUGGUUAGAUUAGUAAUGAGUAGUUUGUUCUCGAGUAACAUCGGUGUAGGUUGAUUUUCAUUUUGAUUGUCGUUCCUCUAGUCAAAAAAGUAAUUGUACGUGGUACUUAACAGGCAAAUUUGGUACUUGUUUUUGUGAGAAUACCUAUAACAUGGAAAAUAGACAUUACUUUGGCUUCAGUACUAUCUUGUGUAUGUACUUCUCUUUUGCCCUUCAUAGAAAAGCCAGAAGCUGCAUCUUUCUCGUAUUUCUGACUCGUGUUUUUUUUUUUUUUUUUUUUUUUUUGUUUUAGGACAGUAAUAUCCUCUAAGUCAUAUGACACUUCCAGCUUGGAUAAGAGCCACCCAUCUUGACCGUCCUUUCAUUUCAAACUUGUUGAUGCUUUUUGAUUGACUUGGUAAACUUAAUGAUUCAUAUACUUAUUUUCUUAGUCAAAAUAGUUCCACAAACCAUAUGGUGCUCCGAAAGCUUGGCUUGGGGGCGUUAAACUAGCCUCUUUUGCUUAGUUGUAAUUUUCUUUUCUUUUCUUUUUUUUUUCAAUUGUAUUUUUUGUUUGAGAGAAAUUAAUGAGAGGGUAAGGAAAUAAAAGGAUGUACAUCCCUUCCCCUAUUUGGAUAAGUUAAAAGAAUUGAGGGAAUUAAAAGCGAAAAGUAAAA